AUGCAUUGGACGCCGAAGAGGACGUUGCAAGAGACCGACGCCAUCAUAUGCGCAGCAGGCAAUCCACACGAGAUGGAGACGUCCCUUGUGAAUGGUCGGCUUUAUCGCGUCUACAAGAACUUGUGGCUGUCUCUCCGCGAAUUUUGGAUCCAUUGUGCCACCGCGUACUCGAAGAACACCUAUAUCGUCUUUGAAGGCGACCGCUACACCUACGAAUAUAUAUUCAGCCGUUCUAUCAAGGCCGCCCAUUUGUUCAGCAAGGUGUACGGCAUCCAGAAAGGCGACCGAGUAGGAAUAUGCUCCCGCAACUGUCCAGAUUACCUCGUCGCAUUCUGGGCCUGCCACCUAUUGGGCGCGGUGUCCGUGCUCGCAAAUGCCUGGCUACCCUUGGACCCACUGAGAUACUGUCUGGAGCACACCGAAUGCAAGUUAAUCAUCUUGGACCCCGAACGAGCAGAUCUCCUGGAGCCCGUAGUUGGCGAAAUAGCCGAGAAAGCAGGUACUCAGGGAUUCCUCGUUUUUGAUACACUCGAUGGCAAGGGGUUCUGGAAGCAAAUGCGUUGCUUCAACAACAUGGUCGACGACCUGGAUCGAGAUGUCAAUUGGACAAUGGAAGAUACGCCGGCCAUCCAACCAGAAGACAAUGCCACCAUUAUGUUUACUUCUGGAACAACCGGGUUGCCGAAAGGCGUAUUAAGUACACAACGAAUGUUCCUGACCAAUCUUCGGAAUAUCUCGGUGGGCGUACUGAGGGCCAAACUGCGGCAAGGGGAAAACUUGCCCGAGCCGAAGCAAGGAGCUCAGCAAGGAGUUCUCGUAGCUGUCCCCCUGUUUCACGUCACCGGUUCCACGAGUCUUUCAAUGCUCGCCACAAUGAAUGGGCAGAAGGUCGUGUUGAUGAGAAAAUGGAUAGUCGAAGAAGCUGUCAGGCUCAUCAAGAAAGAGAAUAUCUCAGUUGGUGGAGGCGUUCCCACCAUGGUGUCAGACCUCACAGAAAGCUCUUUGGUCGGCCAUCCUCUGGAUGCAUUAAUCUUUGGUGGGGCCUCUGCUCCAAGUGCUCUCCCAUCAAAAGCCCGUAGAUCGUUCCCCACUGCUAUCAUGAGCCAGACGUACGGCAUGACGGAAACGAAUUCUAUUUCGGUAGCAUGUGCUGGAAAUGACUAUCUAGCUCGCCCUUCAAGCACCGGCCUCCCUGCGCCAGUUAAUGACGUGAUGAUCGUACAUAACGACACAGUUGUACCUGUAGGACAACGUGGCGAAGUAUGGCUGCGGGGCCCCAAUGUUAUGAAGGAGUAUUGGCGCGAGCCUGCUGCGACGGCAAAAGCUUUGACAACGGAUGGCUGGCUUAGGACAGGAGACUUGGGAUCUGUCGAUGAAGAGGGCUUUUUGUACAUACACGAUCGACUCAAAGACAUCAUAAUCCGAGGAGGAGAAAACAUAAGUUCUGUAUCGGUGGAAGAUGCUAUUUACGACGACCCCCGUGUGCUGGAAGCCGCUGCCGUCGGUAUUCCGGACUCAAGGCUUGGCGAACUCGUGGCUGUUGUUGUCUCAACCAAGGCCCCGUUUUAUGGACAAGUAACGGAAGAACAACUCCUGGCAUUAGCGAAAAGCAAACUUCCUCGGUUCGCCGUGCCCGUCAUGAUACUCGUCCAGGAUCGCCCACUCGACCACACUCCUUCGGAGAAGAUUACGAAGGGGGAACUUCGCAAGCUAGCCCAAGGAGCCUGGGAAGCACGGCAGCAGCGCGGCAUAACUGGUACCGUCUCACAUCGACUGUAG
Pleurotus ostreatus (oyster mushroom) is the source of this 1779-nucleotide messenger RNA. RefSeq lists its product as uncharacterized. Bases 1 to 1779 code for a protein of 592 amino acids. Gene Ontology annotation, biological process: fatty acid metabolic process. Lineage: Eukaryota; Fungi; Basidiomycota; Agaricomycetes; Agaricales; Pleurotaceae. The record is from RefSeq and is a predicted model, not a curated record. The transcript is spliced from 19 exons. Gene Ontology annotation, molecular function: medium-chain fatty acid-CoA ligase activity.